UUGUUGACCGCGUUGCGAGGAAAGUGCAGCCGGUUUUUGUUGUCCGCAGAUUCAGUAUGACAAAUUAAAACCCGGGUUUACAUAAAAUUGCUGUAAGAUGUGGUGCUUCCGGAUAUUCAGGAAUACCUCCGCUGGAAGUCUCAAACGAAUGGCAUCUAGCGAUGCGGCAUCACAGAACGUUUGCCUCAACCUUGUUAGGAAACAUGAUAAGGAAAACUUUCUCUGUACACUGCUUCUCAAGAAUCCACAGCGUCGCGGUGCGUUUGCUGUCCGGGCAUUCAACGUGGAGGUAGCGAAGGUUAGCGAGAAGGUAUCGGCCGGCAAUGUCGGUGUGAUGCCGCUCAAGUUUUGGGAAAACACAAUCACCAGCUUAUACCGGAGCGAUGGGACAUCCGUACCGGACCAUCCUGUCAUACACGAACUCCAGCGGGCAGUACGCGAGCACAAGCUUUCGAAAAUGUACCUACAGCGAUUGGUUAGUGCGCGGGCUAAUGCAAACCUGCACUUUCUAACGGUGAAACAGCUGGAAGAUUACGCCGAGCAUGCGGUAUCGAGCGUGCUCUAUCUGUUGCUGGAAGUGCACGAUACACGGAACGUGCACUGUGAUCAUGCCGCAUCUCAUCUCGGCAAGGCGCAAGGUAUCGUGAAUUUGUUGCGUUCGAUCCCAUACCAGACGCGCCGCAAUGCGGUACCGAUCCCGCAGGAGGUGCUUAUCGCGCAAGGUGUGAAUCAGGAGCGGAUGGUGCGCAACCGACCGGACGAUAAGGGUGUGGAGGAGGUGACGUUCAGUUUGGCCAGUGUUGCUUUUCGCCAUCUGGAAAAGGCGAAGGGUUUGCUGGAAUCGGUGCCGCGCACGGUCAAACCAAUAUUCCUACCGGCUGUCACUAUCGAGCGCUAUCUGCAGCGGUUGCGUCUUGCCAACUUUCACCUCACAGAUCCAAACGUUAUGCGCACGGAUUCGUUACUGCCAUUGGUGAUGUACUGGCGGAAAUUGCGCGGGAACUAUUAAGCACACAAUUGACUGACCAGCUGUAGAAGCGUAGUGAUGUAUAAUAAAUUAAAUUGGCAAAAAAGGUGGAAAAUGUGCCAUCAAUGUUUCUUUGAAAUUGCCUGUGACACACAUCAACAAGAAUUCCCAGGAGAUACUAUGAUUUCGUAUGAUUUCGAAGCCGUACUGUCUCAGGUCUACUAGGCAUUACGUAAAUGCUACAGUUGACAAAGUUGCGCGUGAAAUAUAGCCCCCUCACUGGAACCUUGUUGGCCGUGAUC
This is a messenger RNA of Anopheles moucheti, 1269 nucleotides long. RefSeq names its product NADH dehydrogenase (ubiquinone) complex I, assembly factor 6 homolog (gene sicily). The record is from RefSeq and is a predicted model, not a curated record. NCBI's taxonomy places the organism in Eukaryota, Metazoa, Arthropoda, Insecta, Diptera, Culicidae. The transcript is spliced from 2 exons. Bases 98 to 1009 code for a protein of 303 amino acids. Gene Ontology annotation, cellular component: mitochondrion. Gene Ontology annotation, biological process: mitochondrial respiratory chain complex I assembly; biosynthetic process.